AGAUGCUUACCUGGGUAUCCCUUCAAGUGUCCCAAGCUGCAGAUUACUCCUGAGAAUGGCUUAUCAGAGAGUGACACUAAUAAACUAUUGUCACUCCUCCGUGAUCAGAUAUGAUCCCAGUUUAUACCUCAAUAUAUUUCUCUACUCGUACGCUUCAAUGUUGUUGAAUUGUUGACCUUUGGUGCAUUUAUUGUGUUGUAGGUAGUGUUGUAGUAAUAUUUAUGGCUAGGAUGAAAUAUUGGUUAGCAAUAGAAUGCUUUGAUAUUUUGGGUUCCUUGGUGUCAAUGCUGAGAGCAAUUAAGAGCAAGCAUGUGUUAUGAUGCCCAAGUUGGUAGAAGGGGAGCCACAAGGUGGAAGAAGUAUCAAGUAUGUAUUAUUGAAUUAAAAGAUUUUUAAAAGCAUAAUUUGUACAUUAUCUAAAGAAAGUUGAGGUAGAAUUCAAUAUUGAGGUAGUUGAGACCUGAAUGGCAAGAACAAGUUACUAAACCAAGCAUAUUUCUAUGUAAUCUUAUUUUGAAUUCUUCAUGUGUUCUUCCUUCUUUUAAUUCUUUGAAUGUAACUACUGAUCUUCCUUGGUA
Messenger RNA from Arachis duranensis, 578 nucleotides. Its product is annotated as eIF-2-alpha kinase GCN2. Gene Ontology annotation, biological process: cytoplasmic translation. NCBI's taxonomy places the organism in Eukaryota, Viridiplantae, Streptophyta, Magnoliopsida, Fabales, Fabaceae. Gene Ontology annotation, molecular function: protein binding. The record is from RefSeq and is a predicted model, not a curated record.